Molecule: messenger RNA, 1109 nt
Organism: Chironomus riparius
Lineage: Eukaryota; Metazoa; Arthropoda; Insecta; Diptera; Chironomidae
Source: the annotation of a GenBank genome assembly
AGCAAAAUGCGCUUCAAUCUUGUCACGUGUAACUCGUCUAAACUAGUUUCAUUUCGGUUCAAAAUAUUCUAGAAUAUACAAUCUUAGUCAUAGAAAUUCGCAUAAUUAACAAAAUAUACAGCAGGAUGAGUGGAAAUAAUGGAAGUGAUCGACCAGAACAGCCAAGACAACCUCAUAACUUACAGGGAUUGUUAAAAUUCGCAAUGGAAGCCACAAAAAACGAAGAUCCAACAGUUCCUUCAGAGUUUCAUCAAAUGGAUCCAGAAAGGAGGAGAUUUUUGGAAGAAGCACUAAAAUCAAUGACUGUUGACGUUGUUGAGGAACUAAAUAAGGCAAUGAAAACAUUAAUAGGUGGAAAUGCGAGUGAAGAUGAUCAAGUUCACGCACUAGAAGUCGUUACCAACUUUGUAGCUGAUAUUGAUACAGCAAAUGAUUUCUUCAAAAUUGGUGGAUUUUGCAUUAUAUUCCCAUGCCUCAACUCGAGUUAUUCAGUAGUCAGAAGCGAGACAGCUUUAUUGAUUGGAGAAUUAGCUCAAAAUAAUCCAUUCUGUCAGCAACAUUUACUGGAUCAUCAAGUACUUCCAAAACUCAUUGAAUUACUUUCAGAUGAACCAGAAGUUGCAGUUAAUUCCUUUCAUGCAAUCUCAUGUAUAGUAAGAAGCUACGAGCCUGGACUUGCUAGUUUCAUAGAAAUCGGUGGACUUGAAUGCAUUUUGGGAUUAAUACAGUGUCAAGAUCAAGAAAAAUUGAUCAUUAAGUCUAUGUUCCUUAUCUCAUCAUUCUCAAAAGAUUUCCCACCAGUUCGUGACGAGCUUGUAAAGCUUGAUGCAAUUAAAAGAAUAGCUGACACACUAGAACCAAAAUCUGAGUAUGAUACGAGACUAGAACAAAUAUUAUCGGCUCUUGAUGCUUUAAUUGAGACUAACGAAGCAAUUGAAAGAUGUCGCAACAAUAAAAUAAAUUUAAAAGAAAAGCUUGAACGAGUAAUUUCGUUAGGUGAAGGAAAGGAAGACUGUCGUGAACAAAUUGAGUACAGCAAGAGAUUGAUUGCAAAAUUGUUCAAAUAAUGGCAAAAAAAAGUUUAAUAAAAAAAUGGCAAACAUAAAUAA